Limulus polyphemus (Atlantic horseshoe crab) is the source of this 5315-nucleotide messenger RNA. RefSeq names its product ras-related C3 botulinum toxin substrate 1-like (gene Mtl). Gene Ontology annotation, molecular function: GTP binding; GTPase activity. Bases 138 to 749 code for a protein of 203 amino acids. Lineage: Eukaryota; Metazoa; Arthropoda; Merostomata; Xiphosura; Limulidae. Gene Ontology annotation, biological process: small GTPase-mediated signal transduction. The transcript has 6 exons. The record is from RefSeq and is a predicted model, not a curated record.
AAUAAGGAACACAAGAAAUAGGCUACAAUGGAGUUAAAUAUAGUCGUAUUAUUGACAGAGAAAUAUUAGUUAUAAUAUCAGUAGAAAGUUUAAAUUCGAUAAAGUUAAUAGAAAAGUGAGGUUCUUCAAACUUCACAAUGCAGAAACCUACUGCUGGUAGUGUAUCUUCAGGCCGUCCGAUUAAAUGUGUGGUUGUUGGGGAUGGAACAGUGGGAAAGACAUGCAUGUUGAUUUCAUAUACUACUGACAGCUUUCCAGGAGAGUAUGUCCCAACUGUUUUUGACAACUACUCUGCUGCUAUGAUGUGUGAUGGUAUGCCUGUUAGUCUGGGACUGUGGGAUACAGCUGGUCAGGAAGACUAUGACAGACUACGGCCUUUAUCUUACCCUCAGACUGAUGUCUUCUUAGUUUGCUUCAGUGUGGUAAGUCCUUCAUCCUUUGAGAAUGUGACAGCCAAAUGGUAUCCAGAAAUAAAGCAUCACUGUCCAGAUGCCCCAAUGAUUUUAGUUGGAACAAAAAUAGAUUUGCGAGAAGACAAGGAAACACUCCAGUUGUUAUCUGAACAGGGACUGUCUCCAAUCAAACGAGAACAAGGACAAAAACUGGCCUCUAAGGUCAGAGCAGUGAAAUACUUGGAAUGUUCUGCUCUUACUCAAAGAGGUCUUAAACAGGUUUUUGACGAAGCUGUGCGGGCUGUAUUACGACCAGAACCCCAGAAGAGACGGCAAAGAAAAUGCAAGUUUGUGUGAUUUAAGUUUUUGUUUUGCAUGUUGCAGUGAGCCAUGUCGUCCAGAAGUCUAAACAACUGGUAAAUCAGUGCCUGCAUCAGCUUGUGAAAUCUGAUAUAUAUGUGUAAACAAAUUAAGCUUAAACAUUGAACUUCAAAAAUUGGACAAUCUCAAAACAAAAGAUACCAAAUUGUGAAACAGCUUCUUUAGAGUUACCUCUUAAUUUUAUGUACUUUAGUAGAAUGUAGGUGUAAGUUAAGCAAUAUGUAAAAAAUGAUGUGUUGCAGAGCCAAAUCAAGAUGUAAGAAAAACUGUUUUGUCUUUUUAUUCCUUGAUUGUUUUUGACAAAUAACUUUAAUGUAAGUGAUUUUACGUUAAUUCAGUUUUUAAGUAAUUAACAUGAAACUAAUAGUUGACAGUAUAAUGCAUUGUUUUGCAAUGUGGUAGCCUUUUAAAGGAGAUUGCUAUAGUUUACCUUGCAGUUAGCGAAUGGACAAGUUAUGAUGUUUGCUUUACUACAAAAAUUAGAGGGAAUUCCAAAUGGCAGUGCUCUUUUGUGUUUCCAAGUAUUUUUCAGUCUGUUUGCAAAACGUUCAGUAACUUUCUUUACCAAAAAUACUUAAUUGUGGACAUACAGUUAGUUGAGGUAGAUUUUGUAUUUGUUGAUACUUUUGUAAACAAUAUAGUAUUGUAUAAUGUUCCUAAAAUGUUUGUUUUUCUGUAUAAAUUCUUUUUGUGACCUCUUGUCAGUUGCCUGAAAAAUUAUGUAUUCAGAUCUAGGACAAACUCAGCUUUCUGUUUUAUAUUUUCCCUAGUCAUUUGAAUAAUUAAUUUUUAAGGUUGUACUUAAUUGUACACCAAACACUUCAUUGCAUUCAUUUACAAAAAUACUUUAGUAAGAAAAAAUUAAAAACAUAAGUCAACACCAACUUCAAAAUCAAAUUGUAAACAAAAUUAAUAUACUGACAAUGGUAUUAUUGUUAUUUGUAGGAUAAGCAAGUGUAAUUAAUUUUUUCAGAAGAUGAGGAUGUGUAAAAGUUGAGUGUUUUAGAAGAGGGUAUCAGAUUAAGUGUUAAGUAUUUUAGAUAAAUACCUGGAACUGUAAGGUUUGGAUGUUUCAUAAGACAUUGAACUGUAGGUGUUGAAUAUUUUAGGAACAGACAAGGAAUUUUAAGUACUUUAUGGGUUAAAUAAACCUACAGUAUUAUAUAUGCUGAAUUUUAGUCAAAGAAAUAAGAAUCAUUUUGUUUAAAAGGGUGUUUUAUGUUGUGUAUUUAACCAGAACGUUUUUUUUUUCUUCAAAAGGUAAUUAUAGCCAAUAUUUAAAAAUAUAUUAUAAAUAAUAUAAUUUUGGCAGAGAGUAUACAGUUAAUACCCAAAAGGACUUAAUAUUUAACAAUCUGAUAUAUCAAGGUAGUGUCACUUAAGUUUCAUGAUGAGGAACCGACUUUAAGACUAAUAAAUUCAUGAAUAUCACUUGCAUGUCAAAAGUCAAAAUAAUGAAUCAAAAAAAUAUGGUGCAAUGGGCAGAAUUGCACUUUCAUAAGAUUAUAGUUAUAAGAAAAUAACUAUCUGCACAGAUGUAAGGCUUGUUGAGUGUCAUGGUCUAUUUUUGCUUGCUGGUUACUAUGAUCUUAUCCCAUUUUAAAACUAUUACUAUUGGUAUAACUUUCACAUGGAAACAAAACCAGAUUUUGUACCUUUAUAAAUAGCCUACAUUUCAUUAUGUCUUAAUGGAUCUGGUAAUUUGUAGGUGCCAUAAUCUAAAAAAAUCAAAUACUUGGAUGUUACCUUUUCAUAACAUGUUAGCCAAGUUACAUUUCAGCCAUUUUUCUUAAAACUCUCCUUUCAUGAGUGAUAAGAUGUAGGAUUAAGCUUUUUUGUUUUUCACAAUUUAUAUUUUUAACUAUGAAUAUAAUUCUAAACAAAAAGGAUUGUAACUAAUGGUAGUCUUUUACGGUAGCUUUCAUUAAUAUUAUUUGCUUGUAAUUGGUGUUAUUCUUUUAAUUAACCACAAAGGAGCAGAUAUUCAAAUUCUUUUUGUGAAACACAUUUUGAAAAUGCUCUUUAUGCUUCAGAGUAAACCAUUAAUAAUGAUUCUUCUUGGUUGACUGCUUUAAUGACUUCCUUUUGACACUUUAAUGCCAAGUUUGACUUUAACAACAAAGGAAUUUCAAGAAUACAUGAAAAUUAAACUGUGUAAUGUUUUUUCUUAGUUUGCAAUACAACAUUUUUGUAGUCAUUUACUUGUUGCUAGUUUGUGAGUUCACUGCAUCAUAUCAUUUGCGUCAUUUAUCAAAAACAAUAAAUAAAUAAUUAAUAUAUUAGAAAAUUUGUUAAUAAAAGUUUGGAGUUCUCAUUAAUGAUAAAACAAUCUAUAAAUGAAAUUAUUUUAGUAGGUUUGGAUUUUAUCAUGAUAAUAUUUAGUUAUUUUGGAAACUGUGUGACUAUUGUCCACUAUGCAGUGAGUGGUACAGUGAUUUUUUCUGUGGCAAAUCUGAGUUGGUAGUGUCCCUUUUAUAUAUAUAUAUAGAUAUAUUUGACUAUUUGUGAAGUCUUAAAAAUGUGAUUUUAAUUCUUAAUGCUCAUUUUUAAUUUUAGUAUUUUUCCUUUUUGUCUGUAUUAGUACUUAACUAUUAAGACAAGUUCAUAAUGUACUUGCGUUUUCAACACUUAAAUAGGCAAGUUAAUAAUUUAUUGCUUAUAAAGUAUUGCAGACUUGCUAAAUAAUAUGCUGUUAUUCUGUUCAUUUAAAAAUGAAAUUGGUCAUAUGUGCCAUACAGAAAACAAUUUAUCAUUAUUUUUAUUUUCACACUUAAAAUGUUGCUAAAGCUUUAAUAUUACUAACAUCUUGUGGUGAUAGAAGUUAUGGCUAAUGUUAUGUGUGAAACAGUUUCUUUAUAAAGCCUUUACAUAAUCUGUAAAGUUGAGAUAUGUUAGAACAGAAACAUAAUAAAUAAGAAUGUUUAAUUUCAGAUCCAAAAUAUAAAAGUUUACCAGCAAUCUCACAAAUACUUUGGAAUAAAUGUUAUAGGUGGAGGUUUCUACUCUGUUAAAAAUAGAACUCACAACUAUAAAACAAUAGUUUUGAUGUAAUUUUCAACCCCAAAAAGUAUCAUUUCAAACUGAAACCACUAUUUUGCUUUCUGGAUAAAAUAAUGCCAGCUAACGGUAUUAACCAGUUUAUAUUUUAUACAUUUCUAACAUCCUAAUAAUACAUUUGUAAAUGUUAGAAUUACUUAGUAAGCAUAAUAUAAAAGUGCUAAAAAGAAUGCUGUUUAUAUGCAUAGAAAAAGUGGAAAUGAUAAUAUAUAUAUAUGUAUUUUAUUGCACUAAAAAGCCUUCAUAUAUAUAUAUAUACAUAAAUGUACAUGGUGAAGUAGAUGUCGUGGAACAUAGACUAGAAUGAUAUAAACCUAUGCCUUAAUGAAGUUGGUAUCUUUCCUAUUGUAUAAGUUGCUUUUUCAUCAGUUUGUUGUAAUUGGUAUUACAUGAUAUAUGUUUCACCUGUUAAGAAGUGACCUUUUUUGCAAUGAUGGCAGUCAAGUUCAUGAAUUUCCUUUUUUAAAGACCUUAUGAGGUUAUAUAUCUGAUAGUAAGUUUGGAAUGUUGCUUUAUAAGGCACAAUGUAUGUUCUUUAAAAAGAAAAGCAUAGGGAUUCUUAAUAUACCAUUUGUAACUUUAAUGAAUAAUAAAUCUUCUGAAAAUUAAAAGAAAAAAAUAUUAAGUAUUUGUUAAAACCUAUUCAGUUCUUGAAGUAAAUAAAGUUUUUAUAUGUUUAUAUUAAAAUAAUUUAACCAUGAAUGUAAAAGUUACUAUUGCACAUUUAUUUAUUUUUCCUAAUAUUUAGGUUGAUUUUGGCUUUUAUCGUAGCUUUUGUUACAAAACAGCACAUAAAUAAUAAUUAAUGAAAACUUUCUAUAUGAUGCAGGUUUUUGUGAAUUCUCAGUAUUAGUUUUUCGUGAAGGAUCACUUGAUGUAAUGAAAAAAGAAAGAAUGAAGACACUUUAGAGGAGCAUAGUACUAUUUCUUUAUCAAGAUUGUAAUAUGUACUUAUAUUUGUAUUUCUUGCCAAAAUUUACUUAAAUUGUUUUCUAGCACAAUUUACUCUACUGCCCAGAUCUAGUCAAAAUAAUAAAGAAUUGCUCAUUAUAAAUAUGCUUUAAAACCUUUUUUGAGAAUGCAACCUGCUGAUAUGUGUAAUGUAGGGCACUAUUUAAUCCUUGCAUAAUAAGCACUGCUAUCUUUAAAUAACUCCUACAGAAGUACAUUUAAAUGAAAAUUUAAAUUUCUGCCAUAUUUUUGGCUUAGAAGAGCACUAAGCACUAUAUUUUUUUCACUACUUGAGAUUAUAUUAAUGAUGGUUCCUUUUUUUAUGAUUCAGUAGUAAUAUACAUUUUCCAACUUAUUGUUAGUUUUCUAGUUUCUUUGCAAGUAAGAAUUUUAUUUAUUCUUGAUUUAGAGAAUUCUGUGUGUGGCAGCUUUUUUGUAAUACUUUUUAGUGUACUGGUUCUUGUAUUUAUAUAAACUAUGUUGGCUAACAUUUGGUAUAACAGAAAACACCAAAUAAAAUUUUGUAUUCAGUUC